Messenger RNA from Pseudozyma flocculosa PF-1, 1368 nucleotides. RefSeq lists its product as uncharacterized. Gene Ontology annotation, biological process: positive regulation of translational fidelity. Gene Ontology annotation, molecular function: rRNA binding; structural constituent of ribosome. NCBI's taxonomy places the organism in Eukaryota, Fungi, Basidiomycota, Ustilaginomycetes, Ustilaginales, Ustilaginaceae. The coding region runs from base 1 to 1368 and encodes 455 amino acids. The transcript has 2 exons. The record is from RefSeq and is a predicted model, not a curated record. Gene Ontology annotation, cellular component: mitochondrial small ribosomal subunit.
AUGAGGAAGGCAAGAGUCUUUAGCCACGAGGUGGUCAUGCCACGCAUGUCCUGGUCCCCCAAGAACCUGUACAACCUGAUCGCGCGGUCCACGGUUCCCUACCAUGCAUCACAGACCUCGUUCACCAAGACGGCGCUGACAAUGUACCAGCAGCGCUGGCGAUCCAAGCGCUUCCUCCGCGCCUAUCACGGCGACUGGAUCCCAGAGAAGCGCUUCAAGCGUUGGUUCCUCCCCACCGACCUGCCCCGCUUCCAGCCGCCGCAGGUCUCGACCGCAUCGACCUCGGGCUCCUCGACCGGGCCCAAGAUGGGCGGCGCGUUCGACCGCGCCAUGCGCCUCCGGACAUCCGUCAAGGGCAGCGGCGGACCCGGUCAGAACGGCACGCCGCAGAUGGAAAAGAUGCCCACCGCCUCGCUCUUCAUGCGCGACGUCGAGCGGAGGUUGGACGUCGUCGUCUUCCGCUGCUGCUUUGCCAGGAGCGCAUACGAGGCCAGGGCCCUCGUCGUCCAGGGCAAGGUCUCGCUCAACGGCAAGAAGUGCUCUGAUCCCAACGUCCAGCUCAACCCGGGCGACCUGAUCAGCAUCGAGCCCGAGGCGGUCCCGAUGCUCUCGAAGGAGUUGGAGAAGAAGGCGCUCAAGGCGCUCGCCGCAGAGGUCGCGACCGGAGAGGGAGCAUCGGGUAGCCAGCCGGCAGAGGGUAGCGAGGCAGCAGAGGCGUCGGAGGCGUCGGAGGCCGCCGUCGAGCAGAGCAGCGGCGAGAGCGACAGCGCACCAGCUUCCACAGAAGCUGCCGAAGGCGAGGGCGAGGGCGAGGGCGACAAGAAGGCUGCUGCCGCCGCCGAAUCUUCCGAGGCCGCCGACGCUGCCACCACCGACAAGGGCAAGGCAAGGCCGAAGACUCCCCAACCAAAAGUGCUGCCUCCGGGCGUUCGACCCUUCAACCUGCCGCCCUACGCUGCGCCCUUCCUCUUCAUCCCGCCAUACCUCGAGACGUCCUUCACCACCUGCUCGGCCAUCUACAUCCGCCACCCGACCAUUGUGCCGCACCGGGACCGCGAGACGGGCGUGUGGAGCUUCCGCACCGACCUGCCGUCGCCCUACCCGGCGGGCGGCGAGCUCUACUCGAUGGCCUGGGAGCUCUACGUCCGCAACUCGCCGCGCGUCCGCGGCCAGGCGAGGAGGAUCAAGGUCGAGGGCCGCGUCGGCAGGAACGGCUUCGUCAGUGCUAGGGCGAGGGACCUCGACAGGAAGAGGGUGGCCCUUAGGAGAGGAUGGGGAAGGACCAAGGAGGUUCGUGGGUGGAGGAAGACGAUCGACGUGGCACACGUCAACGCCGCUCCUGCUACCACGACCCGGACCCGAGCCUAG